UUCAAUCCAAUCCAAUCCAAGACAGGUUGCGCUUGUUUUUUUGCAUCGGUUUCCACGUGUUUUGCAUGCUACCAUUAUUAUUUUGCAAUUUAUCCCUUCUAGAAUGGAGCAGCUUUACCUGGUUAAUAGAUUCACGGCCGAGAAUGAAGCAUCUGCAGAUGAGGACAAGCUGAUAGACCCUGAUAAAAGACUAAAGAAGAUUCUGAAAAGAGCCAAGAAAAAACAAGAGCAGGCUCGUCUUUCACAUGACACCCAAGUAGUAGAACAGACUGACGAAGCACAGCCGAGCAUAGAGCCAUUGGGGCAAAAAAGGAAGCUGGGUGAUCUGGAUGAGCAGGAGCAACUGGAUCACGGCAGUCUUGAGGCACCUAAAAAGAAAGCCAAGCCUGUUUCGGCAAAGAACAAAACAAGAUCUGAAGAGGCACAAAAAAAAGAUGCUCUCGAGGGUAUUGCCAAGUCCAGCUCGACUACAAGAAAAAAGAAGCGUCGUAAGAAAAGCAAGCAACCCCGCAUGAGAGCUUUAGACGGACAACCGCACCAAGAAGGUACUCUUAAGGUGCAGGCAGGCACCAAGAAGACAAGGCCUGCUGUCUUGAGUCCAAGAAAGAAAAAGGAAAGUGAUCGAGAGCAGCUGAAAGGUGAAGAGGAGGAUCUGGUAGAGAGGGACAGCUCUCCUUCUGUUGGCGACAUGGACAGCGAUAAGGAGGAAGCUUCCAACGAAGUGGAAACCGAUGUUACCCCAACAGCUCCGGUCGAAUAUUUCCCAGUGCUGGGCGAGGUCGAAGUGAAGGCCACCGAAGUCGUCCACAGGGUUCUCCCCGAUUGGCUCUCGAACCCAGAAAAGAUAGAGUCGCGAGUUAAGAAAGGCAAAACGUCCAGUGCAAAGCUCAACAACUUCCAUGACAGCCUGAGCCCCGAGAUGCUGGCGGCGUUGGCGGCCAACAAGAUUCGCAGACUUUUCCCGGUCCAGGAGAAGGUGGUUCCCUGGUUGCUGUCGCCGGCGCAACGCCGCUGUUUCCUGCCUCCGCGAGACAUCUGUGUCUCGGCGCCGACGGGCAGCGGCAAGACGCUGGCGUACGUCAUCCCAAUCGUGGAGUCCCUGAAACCUCGCGUCGUGCGCGCCGUCCGAGCCGUGGUCGUGCUUCCCGUUAAGGAACUGGCCGCCCAGGUCCAGGCGGUCUUCCAGCAGUACCUCCGAGGCACGUCGCUGAGAUCCCAGCUGGUGACCGGCACGAAGCCCUUCUCAGAAGAGCAGUUGUCUCUCGUUCACAAGAACGCAAGAGGCUACUCAAGCCUGGUCGACAUUAUCGUCGCGACGCCGGGUCGUCUGCUCGACCACAUCCGGAAGACGCCAGGGUUCAGCCUGCGUCUGCUCAAGUUUUUCGUGUUGGACGAGGCCGACCGUGUCAUCGAGGACGUUCGGACGACACUCAUUCCGGAGGUGGAGCAGGCGGUGUUUGGCGCGGACAAGUGCAACUGCUGCUGCGGAAGAGCAUCGGGCAAUGGGCGCCUCUACACGCAGCCGUUGACUGUCUGCUCCCUUCAACGGUGCAGGGAGCCGGCGCAGAAGCUGCUCUAUUCGGCAACGCUGACGCAAGACCCCGAGAAGCUGCAAAGCCUGAUGCUGUUCCAGCCGAAGCUGUUCACGGCGGCCGGCAAGCGAGACCCGGCGGUGGAGAGAGCGGCCUUUGCUGGAAAAUACACGACACCGCAAGGGCUGAGCGAGUUCUACCGCGUCGUGCAGAACGCCAAGAAGCCGUUGGUGCUCUGGGACCUGGUCGCGAACCGAGGCUACACGGGCACGCUCUGCUUCACGGGGACGAAGGACGAUGCGCACAGGCUCUGCCUCGUCAUCAAGGAGAUGGGAGGCGUCCGCGUGGAGGAGUUCUCUUCCGACCUCAGCGCGACGGAGCGAGCAAGGGUGCUGCGCAAGUUUGCAUCCGGAGGCCUGGACCUCCUGGUGUGCUCCAACGUCCUCGCCAGAGGUUUGGACGUGGCCAACGUGCGCAGCGUUGUCUGCUACGACCCGCCCAAGUACGUCAAGACGUACGUGCACAGGGUCGGAAGGACGGCACGUGCGGGUGUGCCGGGGACGGCGGUGACGUUUCUGCGGCAAGGCCAGCUCGAAGCGUUCCAGACAAUGCUGAGCUCCGCGGGAAAGUCGCCAGUCGAGGCGCUGGAGGAGGGCGAGGCAGGCCUCGAGGUGUUCCACGAGAAGUACCGGGUGGCCCUCAAGGCCGUCGAGGCGGCGGUGGGACGGGAGAAGAAGGAGGUGCAGAUCGGGAAAAAGUUCAAGUAUGCGCGCAAGGCUCCGUUACCCGGGUCUGCUUUCGGGGAGAAGGCCGCUGCCAAACGUUUCACACAUUGACGGUCAUGCAUCCGUGGUUGGUUCUCCGUGGCAUUUUAUGACUAUGCUUGUUGGUGGAUUGAUUGCGUGUAAAACGCGCUGUAAAAAAAUACGCUCAAGAUGAAGGAAGACAUAAAAAACAGUCCUUCGUCUCGGUCUCUUGUACGCGCAACCUCAACCAGCUUGCCCGUCUUUUAUCUCUGUAAGAAAAAAUGUAUUGCUGUGUGAGAGUUCUGACUAGGGUUUGAACGUUUUCAUGGACAAAUAUCCUAAAAGCAAUGCAGUGAUGGAAGUGCUGCACCAUUUGCACCAAAUUGCGCCAUGAACAGAAAUCUGCUGAGUCUUGAGCUAAAAUGCCACUUUUGCUAAGAAUUGCACCACACCUGUGCCAAGAUGGGCUUAAACGAAGCAAACAAUAAAAAAAUUGCAUUA
Ixodes scapularis (black-legged tick) is the source of this 2779-nucleotide messenger RNA. RefSeq names its product ATP-dependent RNA helicase DDX51 (gene Dbp73D). Gene Ontology annotation, molecular function: ATP binding; nucleic acid binding. The transcript has 2 exons. Bases 104 to 2368 code for a protein of 754 amino acids. NCBI's taxonomy places the organism in Eukaryota, Metazoa, Arthropoda, Arachnida, Ixodida, Ixodidae. The record is from RefSeq and is a predicted model, not a curated record. Gene Ontology annotation, cellular component: nucleus.